UGAGCGUGACAGGAACAACUUCGAGCUACUUCGAGCUGCUCAUUGGACAGCAUUAUUAAAGAGCAAUUCAAUUUAAAGUGUUUGGUUUGGUGUAUGUAUAGCUACAAGGAAGACAAUAACAAAACAAAUCCAUCUCGUUCGUUGUGGAAUUAAUACAAAAUAUACAUUUUGAAAUGACCAACUUUCCAGAAUGGUUUUCAUUGAACGAUGGUUUAAUCAGCGCUGCUGCAUUCUGCAACGAAGCUGUACCCGAUGAAUGCUUCUCCAACAUGUUGGAAUAUCUUUUCCGAACCAUCGACAACCCGACCAUUAGGAAUCAGCCUGAAACUGACCCAGAAAUCGAAAUUGAAAAACUCUGCACGGAAGCGAAUCAGCUCAGCGAACAGGAGUUUAGGCUAGUGCUACAAUCUCUGGCCUAUUUGGUGAAGCGGUCGCUCAAGUUUAUGCUGAAACCAUCCAAUUUACAAGCCGAUCUCCGCAACCAUCUGCAACUAACAGAAAGCAAGAGCAACUGCUUCGUGAAGCAUUGGAUUCAAGCAACAAAAAUCAUACUGGAUGCACUGACGACGGAGGAAAUAGGAAAAUCCAACCAACUGGAGGAUGUUUCCUGGAAGGUGCGAGCGCAACUUUCCUCUGAACCACGACAGAAGGACAAACUGGCGCUUGGACAACUGGAACUGAAAACUGCCGAAAGAAAUGUCAAUUUAGAAUUAAACAGCAGUGAACUUGUGGAGUUUUACAAUCAACUGGAACGAAUACAGAUAGAACUGGACUCAUUGAAAGUGGGAAGUUUGUAAAAUAUUUGUUCACCUUAUUUCAUGUAUUUUAAAGUCAUAUAACAAUUUUCUUUGAUUGGGAACCGUGAUUGCUUAGAACCUGAUAGAACUACAGAAUAUUAUAAGUAGUUAUCAAAUGUUUUCCACGAUGUUGAUUCAAAUAAAAAAAAACUCAUCUCACCACCUGGGUGCUACGGA
This is a messenger RNA of Armigeres subalbatus, 974 nucleotides long. It is a transcript of the gene Vlet, whose product is annotated as COMM domain-containing protein 10. The transcript has 2 exons. The coding region runs from base 174 to 797 and encodes 207 amino acids. Lineage: Eukaryota; Metazoa; Arthropoda; Insecta; Diptera; Culicidae. The record is from RefSeq and is a predicted model, not a curated record.